This is a messenger RNA of Cucurbita pepo subsp. pepo (vegetable marrow), 989 nucleotides long. Its product is annotated as dof zinc finger protein DOF3.7. The record is from RefSeq and is a predicted model, not a curated record. Gene Ontology annotation, biological process: regulation of DNA-templated transcription. Gene Ontology annotation, molecular function: DNA-binding transcription factor activity; DNA binding. Lineage: Eukaryota; Viridiplantae; Streptophyta; Magnoliopsida; Cucurbitales; Cucurbitaceae.
GAGAAGGUGACCAAACAAUCAAUGGCUUCACCCAACCAAUUAUGAAGUCAAAAGUGAGAAACCCACCAAAAAAACUCCCCAUGAAAACACUCUUUUUAAAGCAAAGCUCAAUCCCACAUCGGAAACCAUCUUGUGAGCUUCUUUGUAUAAGUUCAUGGACGUUGCUUAUCAUUGGGCAUAGGGUUAGUGUAAGCCAUGAAUCAAAAGAUAAACCCUAAUCCAAGCUCAAGAUCGUCGUCGUUGUCGUUAUCGUCAUCAAGGGAAGCUCCAAAAGAGCUACGGAGCUGCCCGAGAUGCAAGUCGAACAACACCAAAUUCUGUUACUACAACAACUAUAGCCUCAUGCAACCAAGAUACUUUUGCAAGUCUUGUCGAAGGUAUUGGACUGAAGGCGGGUCUCUCCGAAACGUUCCCGUCGGAGGAGGCUCGAGAAAGAGCCGAAAAUCAACAACAACAACAACAAUGUCUUGUUCUUCUUCCUCGUCUUCGUCCGACCAUUUCAAAAACAAGCCAAGAUUACCAAAUUACCCUUCAUCUCAAGAUCUCAACGUUGCUUUCCCUUGUGCCAUGACUCAUUUUGUUGAGGUCCCUAAAGUUGUUGAAAAUAUGAAGAACGAUGGUUUUAGGGGUUUGAGUUCAUUUAUCCCAAAUCUCAUGCCAAAUUCCAACAAUAUUGAUGCUGAUUUGGGGUAUCAUUCAUUGCCUCUUCAUGAGUUCAAGCCAAGUUUGGGUAUCAAUUGUGUUGAUGGGUUUGGAAGUGGACCAAAUUUGGUUGGUUUUCAACAACUUAACCAAAAUUCUUGUGGUGAACCCAAUGAGUGUGAUGAUCAUCAAAAGGAGAGGCAACAAGGGAACAAUAUUUCAAGUGGGUUUUGGAGUGGAAUGCUUGGGGGUGGAUCAUUCUAACAAACCCUAGAUUUCAUGUACCCCUUAGUAGUAUACUCUUUGUACAUAUGAAUCUCUCUCUAUUCUUACUAUAUUUUCCGUAA